This is a messenger RNA of Prunus armeniaca (apricot), 276 nucleotides long. The record is from the annotation of a GenBank genome assembly. Lineage: Eukaryota; Viridiplantae; Streptophyta; Magnoliopsida; Rosales; Rosaceae.
AUGUGGCAGGAGGAGGAUGAUGCUGGUAAUGACAGAUUUGUAUGUGUAGAGUUGCUUUGUGGUCGACUAAUGAUGCAGAGUCCAAGGUCUGUCCUUAAUAUCCCCUCAAUGGCUACCACCAGCAGCGCUAGCGUGAGUUUGAAGCUUCUGAUUGACACAAAAAGCCACAAAGUUCUGUUUGCUGAAGCAAGCAAGGAAGGUCUGAAAUUGCUCAAGGCAUCAUUCGAGUCUAACGCAGUUCUCACCAAUGUCUUCCUUGAGAAGAAAGAGGAGUAA